AUGGCUCGUCCGCUUCAAGUUCCCUACGAACCGGAGUUUGAGACGCUUUCCUCUCCUAGUACCAAUACUCCAGUUGCACCACAUUCCCGCGGCGAAACUCCGAUUUCGUUCAAGACAAAUGUCAACCGCGCAAAGACCAAGCGUUGGGUUGAGGCGAAGAAAUAUUCAUACGACGGAAAUGAUUGGGGUGACGAUGAGUACGAUGAAUAUGACGAUGAGCCGCCACCGAUGCCCCAGCCGGCAAGCUUCAGCCAGAGCACCAACGACCUGUCCAAAAUAGCUCCUCGAGAUCCGUCGAGGCCCCCGCUACCCAGCAUGGAUCGAUCACGCUCAAUGGAUCAGGUGGCAACGCUCGGUGUAGGACCUGCUGGAAGUCGCAGUCGGUCGGCAGACGGCAAUGCUGUCGAGGGCUCUGCGGGCAGCGCUGCCUCAAACAAGCCUCUGCCUUUCAUGCGCCCUGCCGACAUCUACAAACGCAUGCAAGAAAGACGCCAACAGUCGCCAGAUAUCGCCCCUCGGAAUGACAGUCCCUCCAGUCUGGGCCAUUCCCACACUGAACCUGUCUCUACGUCUCAGCCGCCUGCCACCGCGGACCACGAACUUCAACUGGCGCCGGGAUCUAAUGCACCCAAGGACGUCGGUCACGGCAAGGUCGACGACUCAAGUGUCGCUCCAAGAACCGCGCCUGGUGUCCCAGGCCUUGAGCUCCCCGAUGUUAAGCGACUCUCUGGCUUCGACGCCGACUUUUUGGCUUCGGAUUCAAGCGUGCAGAAAGAGCAGAGCUCUGACCUUCAACAAACCCAUCAGCUGCAGCACAACCCGUCGCUCGGGUUCCGUUCAGUUGUACACCAAGCAUUCGACGUUCCCGAAACUCCAAGCUCCACUGUUGAUAGCGUUGCACGGUCGAAUAGUGACAGCACGUCGGCCAUCAGUCCAAUCAUAGGUACUCGCGGUCUGAACGAAGAAAAGACGCCAACAAUUGUGGAGGAGCCUGGUGAAAUUGCAACACCGAGAGAUACCAAUGAUCAGGCUAUGGUAUUUAAGCCUGGCCAUCGUCGAGAUCUUAGCCUUCCCAGCCCGGGUAACAGCCCUUCGAGAAAACCGAUCAUCAAUAACAGCGCCGAGGCAACUGCUCCGUCGGUGCUGGGAGAGAUGUCGUCGGAGACGCCUUCAGAAUCCCCGCCAGACAGCUCCUCUUCGUUUCACCAACCGCUGCCACAUAGAGCCUCUGUGCUACUGCCUCAGACUGGUUCCGGCCGGGAUCUACCAGCGCCCCUCAACGUCGGCACCAACCCGACUGCCGAUUCUCCCAUCAAAAGUCAUGAAGAAAUUCCAGUUUUCAUCCCUUCAAUCAGCGCAGAAACUUCGCCGCAGGACACCGAGAGUGAUCGGUUGAGAAAGGAGAUAAUUCGCUCCUUGAGCCGAGAAACCACGCCCUCGGCGGAAACAGAGCAGCAAAAUCCCACUAGGCCGCAGAAUACUCGACAAGAGACGGAGAACAGUCGACAAGACAGUCUGAUCCCCAGUGAAUACGAGAGAUAUUGGAGCGAACAAGUCGAAUCAAGCCCUCAGGAUUUAAGGCCGCCAGUCCCUGUCUACGGUGCUUCUCAGAAUGCCUCGCAGCAGGAUCUGUACUCCAGUUCGCCUAUGAUUACUCCGGCACCGGUUCCUCCUGCUCAGCCUACCUCAGAACCUAAGUUGAAACGACGCUUCUCGUGGGAAUCGUCAUCGGAGGAGGAGGAGGUACCUCCAGGGGAAUUGCACGCGACCUCGCCAUCGGCUAUCUCGAUUCCAGGACAAUUCCCUGUGGCACAUGAAGAUACAAGCGAGCUAUCGCCAGAGACUGUCCCCAAUGAGUCGGAGAUGACAACGGAUAGAGGUCAUCGGGAUGACCUCUGGCAGACGCCUGAGAAGCCUAAACUCACCAUAGUGACUCCUGCUGCCAUGGAAAAUAGCAGCGACUCGAAUGAAACCCCCCUGCCUGAAGUUGCCAAUCGUCAAAGUCUGGAGGAGCGAUCCCCAUUGCCUGAGCCCAAGAUGCCGCCCGCGGUUGAGCCGACAUUGUUGGGCUUCCGUGACAUUCUGGGGAUUCAAUCUUCCGAUGAGCGGGUGCGAGCUUUUGACCGCACACGGGACCAAUUCGCGACAAUUGAUACUGGUUUGAAGAAUUGGUUACAGGUGGUGAUUCGUGCCCAUCCGGAGCACAUGGAUGUCGUCGAGCAGAGCAUGAGGGUUUCCUCUGUCGAGCCUAAAGCGGUUGUAUCCAAAGGUAAAUUCCCGAAGCUGUCGUCUCUUGGGCACUUCACCUCAUCGAACCAAGAUGGCCCUCCGUCUGGAUCGGGCCACGUACGACGUCCAUCCGCCCCGCUUGGUUCCAUAAUGAAUAAACAACAGGUCGAGCAACGAGGAAAAGACCUGUUACAUACCGCGGGAGCCCUGGGCGGCCGAGCGGGCGAGGCCGCCAAGGGUCUCUUCGCCAAGGGAAGAAAUAAGCUGAAAAGAGGAGAGUCAGAAAAGGGAUUCCACCGGGUGCGCGGUUAUCGCAGAGAAAUCCAGCUUUCAGACUUUCAGCUUCCGUCUGCCAUAGACCCAAAUGAGGCUGGAGGUAUAACUCACAAGCGGAAGACUGUGCAAUUUGCAAGUUUGCCCAUCAUCGGAAGGACAGGAGACUUGGCCGAGUUGACGCAACUGCGCUGGGAUGUAGAGCCACAGCAGGCAGCGGCAAGUGAAAGUAGACGACGAAGCGCCGAUGAUCUCAAUAUAUCAUUUUUGCAUUGCCGAACUAACACAGGGGGACGUAAACUUCAGAAGCCAUUGCCCAGUGAGAUAUCAUCCAAGGCACUGUCGAGCUCUUCUGCGUCAAGAGCUCAGCUACCAAGCAUCUCGAAUGGGAAAGCAUCGUCGACGAUGACAGAAAUAAAUCGAAAGCCUCUAAAAAGCGACGAUAAGCGCCGAUUCCCUGUCGAUGCAACAGUAGCGACAGAAUGUUGCGUGGACUCGUCCUGCAGGAAAAAGGCUGGCUAUAGGCAAGCAAACGCUAAGCCACAGGAACGAGGGGGAAAGUCGACGGCUCCAUACCAGAAUGCUGCAUCUUAUUCUCGACCCAGCGACAAGAUCACCAAUAAUAACGACGACGACGGUGAUGAGAAUGCCAUUGAGGAUGGAAAGAUGGGUCCUGGUCGUGCAGAAGACGCAGAAGCACCGCCACCAGCGGGCGCUCUCCUUCUAGACCCUCUCUGGCGGGGCUUAGAAGCAUCCCCCGUCAACCUUGCAACUACAAAUCCCUCUGUUCCACCUCCUCUUUAUCGCAUAAGCACUCCCUCCAUCUCCUCGUUGGGCAGACCGGAGGCGUAUUCGGGCCUGCAGCCAUCGUCCGGGUUGGGACUGGCACGGCCGUCCCAAUCUGCAAGUGCAAGUGCAAGUGCAGUCUCUGUCUUGUCAGAGAUUAGUCUUAAUCUUAUUGGCGUCGGUCGACCCGGAAAUCUUAAUCCCAGCAACAUGCUGAGUCCCGCGAAUCAGACGCCUGUUCCUAGUGUUGCUGGCACGGCUGGGGCUACGGCUACUACAGCUCCGACUCCUGGCAUCAGCCGUUGGCAUGCUCGUAAGAGCCGCUUGAGCGGCGACGAGGCUGAAAUUUUCACUUAUUCCAGAGGCCUCAGCCGCUCGUCUGCGACCCCUGGUUUUCCUUAUGAAUCCGGCUCUGUCUCUGGCUCAAAAAGCCCGCGGACAGGUUCAGAUGCACAGCUCUCGCAGGAUGACCUCUUUGACGCUGACCUGGCUGCAAGGGGAUCGCCUCAACGGAAGCUAGCAUCUCCCAAGAGCAAACCGCCCAUGGAGAAGUUUAGAUUGUUCAGACGGAAUCGGGGUACCUCGUGGUCUGAUGAGCCUGCGCCCAAAACUGACCGGUCGCAUCGCGGAGCGUUCGAUAGGCUAGGU
Molecule: messenger RNA, 3936 nt
Organism: Aspergillus thermomutatus
Lineage: Eukaryota; Fungi; Ascomycota; Eurotiomycetes; Eurotiales; Aspergillaceae
Exons: 4
Source: RefSeq, a predicted model, not a curated record